Molecule: messenger RNA, 440 nt
Organism: Pogona vitticeps (central bearded dragon)
Lineage: Eukaryota; Metazoa; Chordata; Lepidosauria; Squamata; Agamidae
Source: RefSeq, a predicted model, not a curated record
UGAUGGGUCACUACGCUGAUACUUUUCCAGAUAAAACCAAGGAGAUACACCAAACAUUUUAUCUUAUCACAGAAGCUUCACCACCAUUUGCCUCUUGGAGGGAACGUAUAUCUAUUAACUUAUUAGGAUCCCAAAAGGAGAGAGGGAAUAUAAUAAUAGCCUUGGCUGGAACUAAUAAGGUCAGACGGGAAUACCUAAUUUUCACUGGGUUUAUUUAUCCAAGAUAUUCUUAUGAAACUUUUCUUGAUGUAAAUAUUCCUGGAAACAUUACAGCAGUUGAAUUUCAGUGGGAAAUGCAUCCAACGUGGCAAAGAAUUGGCUACAUGGGAGCACAACAAGUCACCAUAGUCUAUGGAAAGAAUGGUCAACAAUCUGUAUUUUGUGGCAGCAAUACUGUUCAGCCCAACGUUUGGCAAAAGCUUACACCAUGUUGAAGCACG